Mobula hypostoma (lesser devil ray) is the source of this 4053-nucleotide messenger RNA. RefSeq names its product zinc finger protein 229-like. Bases 898 to 2103 code for a protein of 401 amino acids. The transcript has 2 exons. The record is from RefSeq and is a predicted model, not a curated record. Lineage: Eukaryota; Metazoa; Chordata; Chondrichthyes; Myliobatiformes; Myliobatidae.
GCCGAUCGUACUGUUCGGCGGAGGUUUGGAGCUGAGCGCCGGGUUGCGGCGUUUCAUCAACAUCAAAGAGAAGCUCCCGGCGGGGGGAACGAUCCGGUACGGGCUCUGCAAUCGUCCCGGACAUCAAAGGUGGAGGAAUUGCGACUGGGUAUCUCAGAUGGAAUAUCAUAUCAGGUCUACACCCCACUCAGCUCCCGAGCACCUGAAUGUCAUCGGCCUGUGAACGUGGAAGGAGAGAUGCUGGUUUGUUUCACUUCAGACCCCAGGCAGUGAGGGCUGUUGCAGGGCACCGACCGUGACACAGCUGGGGAGUGAGACACUGUCUACGGCGGGGAGGAAAGAAACCACUUUCAUGAGGAUUGCAGGGAAGCCUUGUAACUUUUUCCAGCCUGUGAAGGAGCGGGCAGUGAUCACGCCAGUGCAGACUGGGAAAGGAACACCCACUGCAACGAGAGACCGUGUGUGACACGCUGGGGGAGGUGAGCUCACCUGAUCUGUGACUGGGAACGUGUUCUCCACAUCCUUGUUUCUGCACCAGUGAAACAUUCCUUCUUUUGACUGAGAUAAACUUGAUCCAUUUCCCUGAGAACAUUCAAACCUUCUUUCCACCGGUUUCCACUUGAGGACAGUAAUUAAUUUGGUCAUCUGAUCACUAUGGUUCCAGAGAAACAUUAUCACCCUGCUUCAGGUGAAUGAAGGGACUCUCUCAAUCAUCUGACCUGAUGAGACCCCGGCAAAUUCUCACUGGGGAGAGACCGCUAGCCUGCUUUGCGUGUGGGAGAGGAUUCACUUGCUCAUCCCACUUGGUGACGUGCCAGUGAAAGGUCAUGGUCCAGCUUUCACUGUGAGAGUGACACAUCCAACAGCGGUAAAAACUUCAAGCAACACAGUGACCUGAUGGAUCAUCAGCAAACACCCACUGGGGAGAGGCCAGUCACCUGCUCCGAGUGUGGGAAGGCAUUCGCUCAGUCAUCUGACUGUCUGCUGCACCAGCGAAUUCACACCGGGGAGAGGCCGUUCACCUGCUCCGAGUGCGGGAUGGGAUUCACUCUGUCGUCUGGCCUUUUGAGGCACCAGCGAAUUCACACCGGGGAGAGGCCGUUCACCUGCUCCGAGUGCGGGAUGGGAUUCACUCUGUCGUCUGGCCUUUUGAGGCACCAGCGAAUUCACACCGGGGAGAGGCCGUUCAAAUGCUCCGAGUGCGGUAAAGGAUUCACUCAGGCAUCGAAGCUUAUGGCACACCAACGAAUUCACACUGGUGAGAGGCCGUUCAUCUGCUCCGAGUGUGGGAAGGGAUUCACUCGGUCAUCUGACCUCCUGGGGCACCAGCAAAUUCACACCGGGGAGAGGCCGUUCAAAUGCUCCGAGUGUGGGAUGGGAUUCACUCAGUCUUCUGGCCUUGUGAGGCACCAACGAAUUCACACUGGGGAGACACCGUUCAUCUGCUCCGAGUGUGGGAAGGGAUUCACUCGGUUGGCUAAGCUUCUGACGCACCAGCGAGUUCACACCGGGGAGAGGCCGUUCAUCUGCUCCGAGUGCGGGAAGGGAUUCACUCAGGCGUCUAACCUUCAGACCCACCAACGAAUUCACACUGGUGAGCAGCCGUUCAGAUGCUGUGAAUGUGGGAAGGGAUUUGCUCAGUCGUCCAGCCUACUGAUGCACCAGCAAACUCACACCUGGGAGAGACUGUUCACCUGCUCGGAGUGCGGGAAGGGAUUCACCCGGUCGUCCAAUCUGCUGGCUCACCAGCGGGUUCACACUGGGGAGAAGCCUUUCAUCUGCUCUCACUGCGGGAAGGGUUUCAGGCACGUCUUCAGCCUGCAGUGUCACCAGCGUGUCCACACCGGGGAGCGGCCGUUCAUCUGCUCCGAUUGUGGGAAGGCUUUCAAUCAUUCCUUCAGCCUGCAGAGACACCAGCGAGUCCACACAGGGGAGCGGCCGUUCACCUGCUCCGAGUGUGGGAAGGGGUUCACUCAGUCGUCCAGUCUACUGAUACACCGGCGUGUUCACACCGGGGAGCGGCCGUUCGUCUGCUCAGAAUGUGGAAUGGGAUUCGUGCAGUCCUCCAGCCUUGUGAGGCACCAACGAAUUCACACUGGGUAGAGACCAUUCACCUGCCCUGUUGAACAUCAUUCAGUCAUCUCACCUCUGUAGACAUCGAUGAACUCACUUGUCACUGGAGGGAAAUUUUAAAGGUAUGCAGGGCAUUUAAACACGGCAGCUGCUGAGACAGUGGUGAGUUCACAAGUGACUGAAGGAACUAAUUCUGCAGUUAUUGCUGCUGUUGAUCACAUCCAGGUUUGGACCCUGGUUACUGGGCACAUUUGGAUUGUUUCCCCUGGAACUGCAGGUACAUUUGUAUUCUGCAUCGAUUAUAAAUAGAUCUGUUCUGUGUGAAUGAACUGGGUUUGAGGAGGAUGUGGGGAGACAUUGAGGGAAUGUCGACAAGCUGAAGGGAUGGGCAUGAACAAGCCUGUAUCAUCACAUGGAUGAUAUCAGGACUGAAAGUUAAGUUAUAAAGAUAGACUGAAUAGAACAUAGAACACUAUCAGUCCUUUGGUGCACGAUGUUGUGCCAACCUUUUAAUCUACUCUUAAAAGCAAUCUAAUCCUUCUCUCCUUUUGUAGCCCUUUCUUUUUCUACCAUCCACGUGUGUAUCUGGGAGUUUCUUCAAUGCACCUAAUAUUUCUCCUCCUACCACCCCUCACCACUCUUUCUGUUUAUAACACAUUCCCUCUGCUGGAUUCUUUCCCAUGGAACAUAGUAGGAUUAUAAACUCAGGAAGGUGUUGACUAUUCAUCAACGGAACUAGGUUAGGAAACUCACUAUGCAACUCUCAAUAAAUCAAAUGCACUUGAUUGUCUCAGCACAAACAACGUAAUUAUGUUGACCCCAGGCUAACAACUUAAAACACAAAUUCUACUGUUCCCUCUGUAAGAAUACCUACUCAGACCAUUUCCCCAAUUUAUACCACUGAAAUAGGGGAUCUCUAUUGGCCAGAUAAUUGAUCCUUCUUCCUUGAGCUGCUGGCAUGGGGGUUCCUUGUCAUGAUGAAUCUGUGAAGUUAGCUAUUUAACAUUCAAAUCCUCUGUUUUUAUAUUCAUUCCUUACCAAUUCAAAUUUCAGUGUUAUUGGCUACCGGUCAUCUUGACUGACCUAACACACCUUGAUGGAUCCAAGCCAGCAUCCAUUUAUUGCUCUCUUCUGCAAGCGACAACUGGUAAUUUAUGCCUCUUUGUUUCAAAUCAGCUACCAAACCAGCAGCCAGCCCAAAUCACUCAGCCCAGACACAGCCCCCACCAUUCACAAACCUGUACGUUAUACCUAACCAAAGAACACCUCACAAAUAACUUCUUAUUUGGAAAAUUAUCUCUAGUCCUGCAGAUUACUUGGAUCAUUAUUGUGUCUAGUUUAAAACAUUGAUCAAGCCAAGCAACUCCAGUUCACAAAAUGGAGGAUGCAGAGCAGCUUCACAAAAUUGCAGCUCCAUUCCUUCCACCUCAUGACAAGAACAAAGUCAUUUGGUUUAUCUGUUUCCACUGUCCUUGACCCAUUCAAGUUUGAUGUUUUCUUCCUUAUUUUAACUCCUCCAUGGCCAACAUCUUUCUCCUUCUGAUCCACAGAAAAUUUUGGGAUUACACUACUGAUUCUAUGAGUGAAUACGGUACAAAAGGAGCACCAGCAUUCAUGACUAUGUCAAAUAAGACUGAUAAAGAUGCUUACAGAUUAUCAGACUAUAAAACAUAGAUACAAAAGUCUUAUCAAAACACUAGACAAUUAAAAAUAUUAUCAGUACAACAGCAUAUAAAAGAAACAUGAUAAAAUAUACCUGAAUUCAUACCAUAUAUCAAAGCAAUUAACAAAAUAUAAUGAGGUACCAUUACAUCAUACUGAAAGACAACAUCAUGGUAUAAAGCAACAUGCAUCAAAGUUGCUGGUGAACGCAGCAGGCCAGGCAGCAUCUCUAGGAAGAGGUACAGUCGACGUUUCAGGCCGAGACCCUUCCUCAGGACUAACUGAAAGAAGAGCUAGUAAGAGAUUAAGAGAUUUGAA